AUUCUGUUUGUCUGCAGGAUGACCUCCAACAUGUCAACACAGGCGCCGACGUUCACGCAGCCGCUGCAGAGCGUCGUGGCACUAGAGGGUAGUGCCACGACGUUCGAGGCUCAAGUUAGUGGUUCUCCGGUUCCUGAGGUGAGCUGGUUUCGUGAUGGUCAGGUUCUUUCCGCUGUGGCUUUGCCCGGCAUUCAGAUCUCGUUCAGCGACGGCCGCGCUAUUCUGAGGAUCCCCGCCGUGACCGCCGCACACAGUGGAAGGUUUUCUGUCAGAGCCACCAAUGGAGCUGGACAAGCCACGAGCACCGCUGAACUCCUCGUUACAGCUGAGACGGCGCCCCCUAACUUCCUCCAGAGGCUGCAGAGCUCAACGGUGCGACAAGGCAGCCGGGUGAAGCUGGACUUUCGAGUCUCCGGCAUCCCGCCGCCCACCGUGAAGUUCUACCGAGAGGGAGCCGAGAUCCAGAGCUCGGCCGACUUCAGGAUUGUCCAGGAGGGAGAGCUGUACAGUCUGCUGAUCGCCGAGGCUUUCCCCGAGGAUUCUGGGACAUAUUCUGUGACCGCCUCCAACAGCAGUGGACGAGCCACCUCCACUUGUGAGCUGAUGGUUCAGGGUGAAGAGGCCGUCCCAGCAAAGAAAACGAAGACUGUGAUUUCAACCUCUCAGAUUUCACAGACCCGUCAGACCAGAGUGGAAAAGAGGAUGGAGGCCAGUCUCCAGGCCACCGCCAUGAUGGAGAUGCAGGUGGAGGGAGCCGAGCUGACUCAGCUGCUGGCUCACAAGACUCCACCCAGAGUUCCUCCCAAACCCAUGUCCAAGUCCCCGACUCAGUCCUUGUUGGUCGCCAAGGUGACCGGAGGACGCCAUCAGUCGCCAUCACCCGUCAGACACGUGAAGGCACCAACGCCGACACCCGGCAGGCCGGUCAAAUCCCCCAUCACCGCCCGCAAGCUGGCGGCUGCCGCUGGCGACGUCCUGCCACCCUGGAAGCAGGGAGACUUUGUGGCCGAGGCCAGCUACACCAGCAUGACCAGCAUGACCAGUAGGACCAGCAGCACCGUCACCCAGCUGGGCCAGGAGCAGCACUGGGAGCAGCAGGUCACCGGGGUCAAAGAGGCUGAGGGAGGGGAAAGAGCCGAGGCAGUGGCCAAAGUGUUGGCUGCCGUCGACCUGGCUCGCGUCCGUCAGCCGUUGCAUGUGGAGGGCGGUGGAGCUGAAGAGGAGGAGGCUGUAGAAGCAGAGUUAAGCCAGCAGGCUGCCGCUGUCGAUCAACAGUAUCGAGCCGGCUGGACAACAACCAGAGCGCAGGCUGGUCAAACGCUUACUACUCCUCAGGGGUUCACACCUGAACCCACUCGGCCUCAGAUUCAGAGAGCGACAGAAGACUCUGAUCUCGCCUCGUCUCCAGUUCCACAUUUCACAGUUUCUAAAGUUUCUGUCCCAAAACAUGAGGCUAGCUCUGAGGUUUCCAUCGCCGGCUCGGCGAUCGCCGCUCUGCAGAAAGAGUUCUCUUCAUCCUCGGCUAGAAAGAUCAUCAAGACCGUCAAGUCUCCCAGUCCGUCUCGUACAACGGUCGAGACCCGAGAGACUCUGGAGGCCGUCCCUCCACCGUUCAAAGACCAAUACCAGAGUCAUUUAGUCUCUGAGUUACAGACGGGGGUGGUGUUUGAGGACUGGGGAGCCCAGGUGAUGGAGGCAGCAGCCGUACCUUCUGCAGGAGGCGCUGUGAUCCCGGCCACUCUGGUGUCGGGCUUGAAGAACACAAACGUGACGGAGGGCGAGUCGGUGACCCUGGAGUGCCAGAUCAGUGGUCACCCGACUCCCGUCAUCAUGUGGUUCAGAGAGGACUACAAGAUCGAGACCUCCAUCGACUUCCAGAUCAGCUAUGUGAGCGGCUUCGCCCGGCUGGUGAUCCGCGAGGCAUUCGCCGAAGACAGCGGACGCUUUACCUGCACCGCCACAAACGAGGCGGGAACCGUCAGCACCUCCUGCUACCUGCUCAUCCAGGUGUCCGAGGACAUCGAGAGCAGAGAGGAGAUCGCUGUCGUCACCGAACAUGUUGAAACUGCUGAGAAGCUAGUAACCGAAGAAGCCAGAGAGGAGACCACGUCUCAGGUGAGCGUGGCCGAGUCCGACACUGCGGCCACCGCUCCCUUCUUCAUCAAGUUACCAACCGUCCAGAAGCUGGUGGAAGGAGGAAGUGUUUUGUUUGAAUGUCAAGUCAGGGGAAGCCCCAAACCUCACAUCAUCUGGAAGAAAAGCGGGAUACCGCUCACUACCGGAUACAGAUACAAAGUCGCCUACAAGAAGGAGACUGGAGAAUGCAAGUUGGAGAUCUCCAUGACCUUUGCCGAUGACGCCGGAGAAUACUCCGUCUUUGUCAAGAACCAGCUCGGAGAAGUCUCAGCCUCCGCCAGUCUGCUGGACGAAGAUGAAUACGAAGUCUACAUGAAGAAACAGGCAGCCAGCUUUAAGACUGAAAUGACAGCCAUGGUGCAGGAGCCCAAAGUGGGAGACGUUCCUCCCGUUGUCAUUACGACCAUGGAGCAGAUGACCACCACCAUUAUCUCUGGACAGGAAUUCCAUCUUUCUGUCAUUGAGCAGAGGAUCAUGCAUGAGAUUGAACUCUGCAUUAUGAAGAUUACCUACAGAGAGAUAGUGACAGAGGACGGAGAGUUGAUGGUGACUGCUGACCCCACUGAGGCCGUACAGCCUGCCUUCGACACUCCUGUCAAAAACUACAGAAUCAUGGACGGGAUGGGCGUCACUUUCCACUGCAAGAUGGCUGGAAUACCGCUCCCCAAGAUUGCUUGGUACAAAGACGGCCAGCGCAUCAGGCCCGGCGACCGUUACCAGAUGGAGGUUCUUCAGGACGGACGAGCCAGCCUCCGUCUGCCCGUGGUGCUACCGGAGGAUGAGGGCGUGUACACCGCCUUCGCCUCCAACAUGAAGGGAAAUGCCGUCAGCUCUGGGAAGCUCUACGUGGAGCCAUCCGGAGCUGUGACCCCUCAGAGAUACACGCCACAGCCAGCGAUGCAGAGGAUCAGAUCCACUUCUCCUCGUUCUCUGAGCCGCUCACCCGGACGUUCUUCCAGUCGUUCUCCCGGACGUUCUCCGGCCCGCCGACUCGACGAGACGGACGAGGCUCAGCUGGAAAGACUGUACAAGCCUGUGUUUGUCCUGAAACCUUCCUCAUGUAAAUGCUCCGAGGGGCAAACUGCCAGAUUCGACCUGAAGGUCGUAGGCAGACCGAUGCCCGACACAUACUGGUUCCACAAUGGGCAACAAGUGGUUAGCGACUACACUCACAAGAUAGUGGUCAAAGAGGACGGUGUCCAGUCCUUGAUCAUCGUCCCGGCCUUGCCACAAGACUCUGGAGAGUGGACAGUCGUCGCUCAGAACAGAGCUGGACGGACUUCAGUCUCUGUAACUCUUACUGUCGAUGCUAAAGAAACCUUAGUGCGCCCUCAGUUCAUUGAGAAGCUGAAGAACAUCAGUGUAAAACAGGGCACUCUGGUUGAACUGGCUGUCAAAGCCAUUGGAAACCCUCUGCCUGACAUCGUCUGGCUGAAAAACAGUGAUAUUAUCACCCCACACAAGCACCCACACAUCAGGGUUGAAGGAACAAGAGGAGAUGCCAAAUUCCAGAUUCCCUCAACAGCUGGCUCAGACAGCGCCUGGUACACAGCUACAGCCAUCAACAAGGCCGGCAGAGACACCACUCGCUGCAGAGUCAACAUUGAGGUGGACUAUGUUGAACCUGAACCAGAGAGGAAGCUCAUUAUUCCCAAAGGAACCUACAAAGCCAAGGAGAUCGCCCCUCCCGAGUUGGAGCCCCUUCAUCUGCGAUAUGGUCAAGAGCAGUGGGAGGAGGGCGACCUUUACGACAAAGAGAAGCAACAGAAACCACAGUUCAAGAAGAAGCUGACUUCCAUCAGAAUGAAGCGUUUUGGUCCGGCUCACUUUGAGUGCAGACUGACCCCUAUCGGUGACCCCAACAUGAUGGUGGAGUGGCUGCACGACGGCAAACCCCUGGAAGCUGCUAACAGGUUGCGCAUGGUCAAUGAAUUUGGCUACUGCAGUCUCGACUAUGAAGCCGCUUACGCCAGAGACAGCGGCGUCGUCACCUGCAGAGCCACGAACAAAUACGGAGUCGACCAAAACUCGGCCACCCUGGUCGUCAAGGACGAAAAGGGUCUUGUUGAGGAGACUCAGCUCCCUGAAGGCAGGAAAGGAGCACACCGAAUCCAAGAGAUUGAACGCAUGGCUCAUGAGGGAGGACCCUACGGAGUCACUGCUGAGGAAGAUACUGACAAAAUGAAACCUGAGAUCGUCCUCCUUCCUGAACCAGCCAGAGUGCUGGAGGGCGACACAGCACGAUUCCGCUGCAGAGUGACCGGUUAUCCAUUACCCAAGGUUAACUGGUAUCUCAACGGACAACUGAUCCGCAAGAGCAAGAGAUACAGACUUCGUUAUGAUGGUAUUUACUACUUGGAGAUCACUGAAAUCAAAUCCUAUGAUUCUGGAGAGGUCAAAUUAGUAGCUCACAACAACCUGGGCUCAGCCGAGCACAUCGUGAAGCUGGAGAUUCAACAGAAAGAGGAUUUCAGAACUCAUCUGCGCCGUGCCCCAGAGGGUAAGGCAGCCGAGGCCGCACCCGAACCUGGAAAAGUACAAUUCGAGGUAGUGAAGGCUGAGAAACCUGCAGACGACUCUCAGCUAAAAGAGGUGGUCAAGCUGAAGAAGGCUCACAGAAUCGUCCAUGAGAAAUCCACGGAGGAAUCAGAUGAGCUUAGGGGCAAGUUCAAGCGCAGGACAGAGGAAGGCUAUUACGAGUCCAUCACUGCCGUGGAGCUUAAGUCACGUAAGAAGGACGAGUCCUACGAGGAUCUCCUGAAGAAAACGAAGGAGGAUCUGCUUCACCGCGCCAUGGCGAAGGAGGAGGCUGAGAAGAAGAUGGAAGAGGAGCGCCGCAAGGUUACAGCUAAAGCUCUGAAACCAGAAAGGGUCAAGCUCUCAGCCAGCAUGGAAGCUCCCAAGAUCAUGGAGCGUAUCACCAGCCAGACAGUCGCACAGGGUGACGAAGUCAAGUUCAGAGUCAGAGUCGUCGGCAGACCAGAACCCGAGUGCCAGUGGUUCAAAAAUGGUGUUCUGCUUGAGAAGUCUGAUCGUAUUAACUGGUACUGGCCUGAGGAUCAUGUGUGUGAACUGGUGAUCAGAGACGUCAUAGCUGAGGAUUCUGCCAGUGUCAUGGUUAAAGCUUCCAGCACUGCCGGAGAGACUUCCAGCCAUGCUUUCCUGCUGGUGCAAGCCAAGACAGUCAUCUCCUUCACGCAGAAGCUGGAGGACGUCGACGCAAAUGAGAAGGACACCAUGGCGACCUUUGAGUGUGAAACCAAUGAGCCUUUUGUCAAGGUCAAAUGGCUGAAGAAUAACGUGGAGAUCUUCUCCGGAGACAAAUACAGAAUGCACUCUGACAGAAAGGUUCACUUCCUGUCUGUGCUGGUGAUUGACAUGAGGGACGACGCAGAAUUCAGCUGCAUGGUGGUGGACGACGACAUCAGCACAACCGCUAAGCUCAAAGUGGAAGGAGCUCCGCUGGAGAUCGUGAAGCAGCUCGAGAGCACAGAGGUUCCUGAGACGUACUCUGGAGAGUUUGAGUGCGUCGUGUCCCGCGAGGAUGCUGAAGGCAGCUGGUUCCUCGGAGAAAAGCUGCUUUCUCCCAGCAGCAAAUACGUCAUGUCCUCCCGCCGUGGAAGACAUUCCCUGUCAGUCAGAGACGUAAAGAAGGAGGACCAGGGGAAAUAUACCUUCAAAGUGGACAAUUUCAAGACAAGUGCAUCGCUGAAGAUGAAAUUGCGUCCCGUAACCCUGAUGCAGCCUCUGACUGAUAUGACCAUCUGCGAGGGCGACAUCGCUCAACUGGAGGUCAAGUUCUCCCAGGAGAAUGUCGAAGGAACCUGGAUGAAGAACGGACAGCCGGUCACGGCCUCGAGCCGCGUGCACAUUGUUAUCGACAAACAGAUCCACAAACUUCUGAUCGAAGACACCAACAAGGACGAUGUUGGAAUGUACUCCUUUGAGGUUCCCGCUCAGGCCAUGUCAACCUCUGCAAAGCUGCUCAUUCAGACCAUUGGCGUCUUGAUCCCACUGAAGGACACGAGCGCCGUUGAGGGCACCAAAUCGGUCAUGGAGUGCAAGAUCUCUGCUCAAGACGUCAGCUCAGUCAAAUGGUUCCACAACGACAAUCUGCUGACGCGCAGCGACCGAGUCCAGAUGGUGGCAAAGGGAGCCAAGCAGCGUCUGGUCUUCAACAGGACCUUCGCUUCAGAUGAAGGACAGUACAAACUAGUGGUCGGCCGAGCCGACACCAGCUGCAGAUUUUCUGUUCAGACUGUCCAGAUCGUGAAACCGAUUAACGACACGGAGUGCUCAGAGUCUGAGAACGUCAUGUUUGACGUUGAGGUUUCACACCCCGGCAUCGACGCCUUCUGGACCUUCAAGAGGCAGCCGAUCAAAGCCGGCACAAAAUACAAGACGGAGUCCAAGAACAAGCUCCACAGGCUGACCGUCAUGAACGCAAUGAAGGACGAGGAGGGCGAGUACAUGUUCGCCGCCGGUGAGAAGAUGUGCAGCGCUUCACUCACCGUAUCAGGUGGUGCCAUCAGGAAGCCCUUGCAUGAUCUGGUGGUGGCCGACUCCCAGACCUCGGUGUUGGAGUGUGAGGUGGCGAAUCCCUCCGCUGACGGCAAGUGGCUGAAAGAUGGCCAUCGUGUGGACUUCAACGAGAACACGAUGAGCGAGGUGAACGGCGCUGUCAGACGCCUCGUCAUCGUGAUCACCAAACCCACCGACGUCGGAGAGUACACCUACCAGGUGGCCACCUCCAGGACCUCAGCCACCCUGAGAGUGGAGGCUGUGAAGAUCAAGAAGACCCUGAAGAACCUGAACAUGGUCCAGACUCAGGAGGCUGUGUUCAGCCUGGAGCUGACCCACGAGGACGUGAAGGGAGCGCAGUGGAUCAAGAACGGCAUUGAGCUGCAGUCCAGCGAUAAAUACGAGAUCACAACCAAAGGCACGGUGCACGCCCUGAAAAUCAAGAACUGCAGCACACACGACGAGUCUGUUUACUCAUUCAAACUGGGAAAACUGUCAGCAAGCGCCAGGCUGAACGUUGAAACCCUCAAGAUCCUGAAGAAGCCAAAGGACGUGACAUCGCUGUUGGGUGCGACUGCCAUGUUUGAGGUGGGCAUCUCGGAGGAUGACAUCCCGGUGAUGUGGAUGUUCAACAAAGUGGAGCUGAGGACCAACGGGAACUACAGGAUGCUCUCUGAGAAGAAGACCCACAAGCUGAUCGUCCAGGAUGUGGACGACAGCAAAGCUGGAGAGUACACGGCGGUGGUGGGCCACCUCCAGUGCAGCGCUAGACUCAUCGUCGAGUCCCUGCGAGUCACCAAACCCCUAAAAAGCGUCAAAGUCCCAGAGACCCAGGUGGCCACGUUGGAGUGCGAGGUUUCUCACUUCAACGUGCCGUCCACCUGGCUGAGAGAUGGCGUGGAGAUCGAGAUGAGCGAGAAGUUCAGGAUCGUGGUUCAGGGAAAACUGCACCAGCUGAAGAUCAUGAACACCAGCAGGGACGACUCUGCAGAGUACACCUUCGUCUGUGGGAACGACCGAGUGUCUGCAACGGUCACCGUCAGCUCUAUCCUCAUCACAACGAUGCUGCAGAACCUGAAAGCUCAGGAGAAAGACACAGUCACAUUCGAGGUGAACGUUAACUACGAGGGCAUCACGUACAAAUGGCUGAAGAACAGCGUGGAGAUCCGGUCCACGGACAGAUGCCAGGCUCGCUGCAAACAGCUCAGUCACACUCUGAGCAUCAGGAACGUUCACUUUGGGGACAGCGCCGAGUACACCUUCAUGUCCGGGUCUGCAGUCACUACAGCUAAACUCUAUGUUGAGGCCCGCGUGGUUGAAUUUACCAAAGACCUGAAGGGCCUGAAGAUCACCGAGAAGAAGAGAGCGACUUUUGAAUGUGAGGUUUCUGAACCGAACAUCCAGGUGAUCUGGAUGAAGGACGGUCAGGAGCUGGAGAUGUCCGACAGAUAUAAAAUGACCUCAGAUAAGUUCGUGCAUCGCUUGAUUCUGCCGUUGGUUCGCCUGUCCGAUGCCGGUGAAUACACCGCUGUGGCUGGGUCGAGCAUGUCCAAGGGCAACCUGGUAGUGGAAGGACGAGACAUCAAGAUCUCAGAGCCCCCUAACCGGCAUAUCACCGUCGUUGAGAAACAAAGAGCGACCUUCGAGUUCAAUGUGAACGAGGACGACGUGGACGGUCGCUGGCUGAGGAACGGGGUGGAGAUCCAGUUCUCGGUGGAGGAGAGGUUCAACUACGCCACCAUCAGGAAGCUGCACCGCCUCACCAUCUCUGAGACCUACCGGAGCGACGCCGGAGAGUACACCUUCUUCGCCGGCAAGAACCGGAGCACCAUGAACCUCCUCGUCAGACUACCGGAGCCUCCUCAGAUCGUCCGGCAGAUUCAGGCCCAGACGGCAACGUCGGGUCGGUCGGUCCGUUUCUCGGUGCAGGUGAGCGGCCUCCCGAAGCCCCAGGUGUCCUGGUACAAAGACUCUCAGGCUCUGUCCACCAGCUACAAGUGCAAGUUCCUCCACGAUGAAGACGAGCACACGCUGCUGCUGCUGGAAGUCUUCCCCGAGGACGCCGCCGUCUACAACUGUGAGGCCAAGAAUGACUACGGAGAGGCCACAAGCUCCGCCCCUCUCACUGUGGAAGUUCCCGAGGUGGUUGAAACCGUGGCUCGGGUGUCGGCUCCGGUCCUCAUCGCUCCCAUGCGGGACAUCCUGGUCUCAGAGGGACACCCGGCCCAGUUCCAGUGCACCGUCUCUGGGGAAGAUCUGCAGAUUUCUUGGUUCUGUGGCGACAGAGAGGUCCGACAGGCGGACGUCUUCAGGAUGUCUCACUACGGUGAAACCUGCCAGCUGGACAUUUCCAGAGUUCUCCUGCACCAUAAGGGAGACUACUCGUGUGCUGUCAGUAAUGCGGCAGGAAUGGUCACAUGUGCUGCGACUUUGAAUAUCGACGAUGACAAAUCCAUAGCUAGUGUGUGGAGCACUGGGGCUGAGGCUAAAGUAAGUCAGCUGAAGGCUCACUCAGAGACCUUCGGCUCUCUGUCCGUGGGACAAACGGAGUUUUCUGAGAGUUCCUCCAUGUCUUGGAGGACGGUUGAGGUUCAGAUGGAGAGCGUGAGCUCCGUGGAGACGACCUCCCAGAGCAGCUUUGAUAUCAAACUCUCAGCCAGCCCCAAACUGCUGAUGGAAAUGAGCGACGUCCGGGUGAAAAGCGGCGAGAAGGCGGAGUUCAGCUGCUCGUUCGACGGACGGCCCUUCACCAGGGUGGAAUGGGAUCAUAACGGCCAUAGUCUGGCGGACACGGAGCGGUUGAGGAGCUCCGAGACCGAGGGCCUGUUGUCCCUGGUCAUCUGGGGUGUUGGCGUGGCGGACCAGGGUUUGUACUGCUGCACCGCCACCAACCAGCACGGACAGAACAGCUCCUCCGCCCAGCUCACUGUUGAAGCCAAAGAAGUGAAUCUCAAAGCAGAAACCCCAAUCCCUACUGAUUCUGUGCGUAAAGUGUCUCAGACAGACACGGGGACCGCUAGAGGUCCUCCGGACCGAGACCAGCAGGAGACGGCGGAGAAGCCGGGACCGUCUCCUCCAUCUUCCCAGAGACCCCACAGUCUCAUCAGCCACCUGUACUUCCCUGAUGUCCCGCCUCAUGACAAGCGAGGCCUCUCCAGCUGCCCCGAGUUCCUGAUCAAACUCCCCCCCGAGCUGCUGGUCCGAACCAGAGACAGCAGCUCCUUGUGUUGCGUACUGAAGGGGGUCCCCACGCCAUUCGUCAUUUGGCUUAACAAUCGGUUGAAUGUUGAGGAUUCUGUGUCUUACUCUCUGAAACACGACGGCCCCCUGUGCUGCGUAAAUGUUAACAAUGUGGGACCCGGACAAGGGGGCUCUUACUCUUGCAAAAAUGUCAACUCAGCCGGGGAUGCUGAGUGCAGCGCGGUGACGACAGUGACGACAGCGGACCAGGACCGUGUGAUUCAGGUCCAGCAGGCCGUCAAAGCCUUUUCUAGCUCAACCAUCACAGUGGAAGAGGAAACCCAGGACUCGUACUACACCGGUCUACAGUUAUUAGAUAAAACCAGAACACUUGAACUUAAGCCAGAGUCCAAACGCUUCUCCAGCACUUUGGUGAAGAAAAAAGAAAAACCAGUUUUCCUCAGCAAACUCUCUCCAGCAGCUGUGACUGUCGGAGAAACUGCGACGUUUACCGUCACAGUUUCCGGGUUCCCUAAACCCACCGUUCAGUGGUUCCACAACGGGCAGACGAUAGCCAGUUCUUCUGUUUACACAUUUGUUCACGAGCGAGAUGAGUACACUUUAGUCAUUCACAAAGUUCAGAGGGAGUCUGAAGGAGAGUACUCCUGCACUGUCAGCAAUAGAUUUGGCCAUUCAACCUGCACCUCAUAUUUGCAUGUUGAGGUGAAGGAGCCAGAAAAGGAGGAACAAGUUGACAGGAGGACAUUUGUCUCAACUGGCAAACCCCCAGAAUUCACUAAAACUAUUGAGUGUCUUCAGUUAUGUGAGGGAGGUCAGGCUUUCUUCAGGUACGCGGUGACCGGAGAUCCUCUUCCUGAGGUUCAGUGGCUCAAAGGCAGCUUACACAUUCAGCCCAGUGGGUUCUGGAUCAUUGUGAACAACCCAGAUGGAUCAGGCUUUAUUAAUAUUCAGAGUGUUAAACAAGAGCACAGUGGUGUGUACACGUGUAAGGCCUCCAACCAACACGGGGAAGCCUCCUGUAGCGCCGAACUGCUGGUGGUCAGUGAGAAAGUCCAGGAAGAGCAGACGUUAGUUAAGAAAACAAAAGGUUUGAAAAUAUCCAUGACCGAACAAAACACCGAAUCCAGAUUAUACCAGAAAAGAACUCUGUCUGAUCAGAUGAUUUACACCAUCAGCACUCAGGACCGGCAGAUUAUCCCCAGCGAGGAGGUGGGAGCCCUCCGAGAGCUCGACAUCUCGGCAGCCACCCUCCAUCGAGAGCAGCUCACCCACCAGGCUGCGGUGCUGCAGGCUCAUGAGAUACAGGAGAGGGUUUCUUUGGCUCCCACUCAUCCACCUCAGGUCUCAGCCGUUCCAAUGAAACAGCUUCAUAUGGCCACUUUCUUAUCUUCGGUCCAGGAGAGACAAAAGAUCACUGAGCAGCACUCCGUACGCAUUCUCAGUCCUGAGAUUGUAGAACUCCAGUUCGUCAAAGAGCAGCCGCCUAAACUCGUGUCAGCCACGUCUGAAGAGGUCGUUCCACUCGGCAUGGUGAGGGCCGAGGCCAUGACGGACUGGGCCCCGGAGCACGGGAACACCUUGAAUGAACCCAGGCAGCUUGUUAGUGGUCACCAAGUAGAGUCCAGUCUGCUUAUCCUUGAUGCAACUUCAGGUGUUGCCCACAGGCCCGAGGAAGAGAGGAGUUUUAGGGUCAAAGAGGGGGUUAAGAUUUUAUACUCGGCUCAGUCUGCAGGACAACUGCCGAUCACAGAAAGACACUCUGAGCCUCUGCCACCUUUAGAUGCAGCCACUCAGCCCCUGAUUGAGAAAGAGCAAUCCAAACCAGUAGUAGCACCAGUUAGUGAAAAUAGAAUGGCUUUAUCCAAAGAGCAGACGUUUGAAAUACACCGACCAGAGCAGGAGAGUAUCUCCCCACAAAAAGACAUCUUUUAUAAGUCAGCUAUAACCACUGAGGAGAAAUACGAACUCCAAGGUGAACAGACAGGACAGCUGCCGAGUGUAGCAUCUUCUGUGUGUGUGCAGCCUCAGCAAGAAGGGGAAAGACUCCUGAAUCUGCAGGUUAUCAGUGAUCAGGAUGUUUUACAGUCGGAGGGAAGGUUCAGCAGUGAGAACGCUUCCACAGAGCAGGCCGAGGCCAGGAAGAGUCCCACUUUGUUGCAUUCGGUGACUCAAGAAGAGCAAAGAACUACGGUUUGCGAGGCAACCUCAGAGUUCUCAGUAAAGACCGAAGCCACGUCGGUUCAGUCGAAGAAAGAGUUAGCGCCGACAAAAUACCUUCAGUCAGUUCAUUCGGUAUCAGUUCUACCAAAGGAAGGGAUACUUACCAUCACUAAACCUGACCAACAGAUGGCAAAGCAGAAACAGGAAAAGGCUAGAAAGCAUGCAGCUACCUCAGAAGAGAGAAGGGAGAUCACAGCAGAUUAUCACAGAGAACUCGAUGUGUCGGUGACCGGGGUUCAGUCGCAGCUUCGCACUGAGCCAAAGCCUUCCAGUAUCCUCACCGUCUCUUUCCAGACGAUGCAGUUGCAGAAGGAGAUGCCUUUUGUUGGCGACGUCAGGCAGCAGCAAGCGCUGGUCCAGAAAGAGGACUACUGGAACAUCAUGCAUUCUUUGAAUGUUACGGACACUCACAGCCUCGAGGAGGGUCACACCAGUAACCUAAAAACCGAUGAGAAAUUCAAGUCUGAGACAAAAGUUGAGCCUAAAAUACCCAAAAGAACCGUUUUUAUAGAGGAGAAGGCAGUUGCCAAUGAGAGCUGUACUAUCUUAGAAACCGCUGAGCAGGACUUUGCAGUCCAGAUCCAGGAAGGCCAGACAGUCCGGCAGUCGGUGCUGCUUGAAGAAAAGCAGAUCAUUAUGGGAGAGCAGUCGAGUGAGAUACACAAAUGUGAGGGCUCGACUGUCGGCAUCGUGACGCAGCCUAAAGAAGUUCUGUUUGUUCACGAGUCUCAGGACACUCUGACUCUUCCUAAAGAACUCAACUUUGUGAUUCAGAUUCCCAAAUCGUCCAGUGUGAACAUCCGGCGUCAGCUCAGAGCCGCUCUUCAGUCCGCUGUGGCCAGUGAUCAACCAGUGUUACUGGCCGAUGUCAUAGGAGGGUUACAGGCAGUGGAGGUUCAGGAGGUGAAGGUUCAAAGAGAGCCCAGACGGGCCACGUCCACAUACCUGAUCACAACCCCAGGAGCCCCCAUGGAGAUCACUCUGUCUUUUGAAGGUGAAUACCCUCAGACAGCUGACCUCAGGUCUGAACUCCAGGUAGCUCUGCAUGCAAUGGUUUUCCAGGAGCAGCAGAGUCUUACGUUGGAGCAAGUAGGCACCAUGCAGAUGGACAAGCCUCAGAGAGCACUGCUCAGCUCGGCCCCCUCCAAAGAGGUGCUGUCGUCUGUGGUGGACACCAAGAUGGUGGCCGAGAGUGCAGUUGGGUUUCCUCCUGCUGAAUCUCAGUCUGCAGCCGUCAAAACCGAAGCCAGGACUUCCUUCCAAAGCGCAUCAGUUCAGAGCCGGUCUGACAUCCAUGAGUCUCGGCAGGUGAGCAUGAAGACAGUCCGGUCCGAGAGGAAUGCCAGCACUGCUGAAGUGACCACCACAGUUCCUGUGGGUCACGUUCCCGUUGAGCAAUCUGUGGGCAUUGUUGUCCACAGAGAAACCAGAGAGGAGUAUCUCUCGGAGGCGAUCAUGAUCAGCGAGUCCUCCGACAGUCUGAUAGAUUAUCCUGCUGUCGUUGAUUCUCUGGAAGACGUUUGCAUUGAGGAAAAGAGCGAGGCCGUUUUUACUGCCACCAUUAAGUACGUCACCAAAGCUAACUGGUUUUUCAACGGCCAGUUGGUGAAAUCUGGCAAAGAGUUCAAGUGUUCUAAAGACCACGACACACACACACUAGUUAUCGACAAAGUUGUGAAAGAGAAGCAUCAAGGAGAAUAUGUCUGCGAGGCUGAGAAUGAAGCCGGCAAGACGACGACAUCUGCACGACUCACUGUGGUCUCAAGAGUGAAACCUGUGUUCAGGCACAGAAUUUUUCCCCUGGAGAUCAACAUUGGCAAGACGGCCAAAUUUGAAUGUGAAACUGAGGACGCUCCUAAUGUGAGCUUCAAGUGGUUCAAAGAUGGAACCCAAAUCAAAGAGGGCGAUAAAUACAGGAUGAUCAGUCGCUUCAGUGCUUCCUCUCUGGAGCUCCUGAGCCCAAACAAGGAGGACAGGGGCGAAUACACCUGCAAGGCGUCCAAUCAGCACGGCAGUGACGAAUGCUCCGCCUCUCUCAGCGUAACGGAGCAAUGCCCUCCUGCCUUUAUCACUAAACCUGACCCUCAGACUAUGUAUGCUGGAAAGAGGGCAAUAAUACAGUGUGUGAUAUCAGGAUCUGCUCCACUGAAUGUUGUCUGGCUCAAAGACAACCAGGCCUUACCCAGAGAGCCUGCACACUACCAAACCUCUUGUGACAAGAAUAAGCACAUUCUUGAGAUUACCAAAGUCCAUCCGGCUGACGGGGGGCUUUAUGUGUGCAAAGUGUCUAAUAAUAUUGGCACAACGGAGUGCAGCACGGAGCUGCGGGUCAUUGAUAAGCCCAACUUCGUGAAGCCCCUGGGUCCGGUGGCGGCCGUGGUCGGAGCUCCUCUGCAGCUGCAGUGUCUGGUGGAUGAGGACACUGGAGUAACUGUCUCCUGGACCAGAGAUGGUAGAAAGGUCCACCAGUCUCCAGACUGUAAACUGUCCUUUGAGGAUAAGACAGUUGCUCUUGAUAUCCUAAAGACCACACUGAAAGACUGUGGAAACUAUGUGUGUACGGUGACUAAUGCCGCUGGGAGUGCAACUUGCUCCACCUCGGUGAAGGUUCAAGAGCCGCCGGUCUUUGUGAAGAGGCUGGAAGCCUCCACAGUCUGGAAGCAGGGCAGCACUGCAUGGCUGCAAUGCACCGUCAAAGGAUCCCCUGAACUCCACACCAGCUGGUUCUUUAACAACAGCGAGGUGUCUGCUGGUGGCAGAUAUGACAUCAGUCUGAAGGACGGAGUCACAACUCUUGAGAUAAAGGAUGUCAUGUUGAGUGACAGUGGAAACUUUACCUGUGAGGUGCUUAAUGAGUCUGGGUGUGAAAGCUGCAGCACUAAAGCAACAGUGAAAGAACCGCCGUCUUUCAGGAAGGAGUUAAUCUCCUUAGAGGCGGUCAGAGGAUCGGUAGCCGUUUUGGAGUGUGAGAUUUCAGGCUCUGUGCCGUUCGAGGUGACCUGGAAAAAGAAUAAGAAACAUCUGUCAGCAGAUAAGAAGUACAGGAUCGUGUCUCUGGGAUAUCUGAGCUCUCUGGAGAUCCACUCAUUUGAGAGCGCUGACGCUGGUGAAUACGAAUGUGUCGUAUCCAAUGAGGUUGGGUCAGUAACCUCAAAGUCAUUGGCUAAACAGAGAGAGCCGCCUAUGUUCUCAAAGAGGGUUGAGAGUGCGACAGCAGUGUUGGGAAACACAGUGAAACUACAGGGAACCAUUAAGGGCUCGGCUCCCAUCUCUGUUAAAUGGACGAAAGACUCUGAGCUGCUCAGAGAUGACGAUCCAAACGUCAAAAUGACAUUCGUGAACAACAUUGCUGUCAUUUCCUUCUCAUCCGUUGAGAUAAAGCACGGCGGCAAGUACACUUGCCUCGCCAACAACGAGGCGGGACAGCAGAAAUGUGAAGCUGUGUUAACAGUUCAAGAACCGGCUAAGAUCUUAGAGAAAGCAGAGUCCAUCAGUGUGACUGCAGGAUAUUCUGCCACGUUGGAGUGCACGAUCUCUGGAAGCCCAGACCUCAAAGUGAAGUGGUUUAAAGACGGCAAAGAGAUGAUCAGUGGCCGUAAAUAUAAGAUGACUGUGAAGGAGAACACUGCCAUCCUAAAGAUCCUCUCAGCAGAUAAAGGAGACACUUCAGAGUACAACAUGGAGGUGUCCAAUAAAGUUGGGAAAGACCAGUGCACGUGCUCGGUCACCGUUAUAGAUCGUGCAGUUCCACCGUCCUUCACCAGAACUCUAAAAAAAGAGGAUGGGAGGGUUGGUAGUAAUGUAACCUUGGAAUGCAGAGUUGCUGGAUCUCAGCCGAUGGUCGUUUCUUGGUACAAAGACCAGAAACAAAUCCACAGCAAUGGCAAAUAUAAGCUUGAUUUCAGUGAGAUUACAGCCUCCCUCACCAUAAGUGGCCUGGAGCAAAGCGAUGGUGGAGUUUAUACCUGCCGGGCCUCUAACGAUGCCGGAGAAAAAGACACGAGUGGUUCUUUGUCCGUCAAAGAACCUCCGGUCUUCACGGUGAAACCUCAAUCCCAGGAUGCCUCACCGGGAUCAAAUGUGGUCAUAAAAUCCGCCUUUACAGGAUCAGCUCCUCUGGUUGUGAAAUGGUUCAGAGAGGAGAGCGAGAUUUUCACUCGAGGAAAGUGUUUCAUAAAGAAAGACGCCUCUUCAAGCUCUUUGGAGCUUAACUCUGUGAAACCCAGUGACUCCUCUAAAUACACAUGCCAAGUGUCCAACGAUGCUGGGAAGGUGGAUUGCACCGCAGUCCUCUUUGUGAAAGAAGCCCCAACAUUUACAAUGAAGCUUGAGCCUUCACAGCUGCUGAAAACUGGACAACCUCUCAAGUUGUCCUGCAAAGUGCAGGGAACCCCUGUUAUUAGCAUCAAGUGGUUCAUAAACGGCUCAGAAAUCUCUUCAGACCUCAAACACUCGAUGUCCUUUGACGGCUCGAUAGCGACUCUGGAGGUAGAGAAGUGCUCUGUGGAGGAUAGUGGAGAUUAUGUCUGCAUGGCGUCCAGCGAGGCCGGCAGAGACCAGAGCAGCUGCUCAGUAAUGGUGAAAGAGCCUCCAGUGUUUGUGAGGUCUUUCGAAUCAGCUGAGCUUGUAAAAGGAGCCGACAUUAUCUUGGAAGGAACCGUUUCCGGUUCCCCUCCUUAUGAAAUCACUUACUUCCUCAACGCUAAACCGAUCAGAAGCAGCAAAAAGCACAAGAUCAGUGUUGAAAACGACACCGUCACUCUUCACGUCUCAAACUGUGAGAGUGGAGACGCUGGGACGUACCAAUGCACUGUUGCAAACGAUGUUGGGGAGACAUCUUGUAAUUGCCAGAUUUCAUUGAAAGAACCUCCAUCAUUUGUCCAGAGACACGAGGAUGUGUCCUGCAUGGUGGGAUCUGAGGUCUCUAUGAAGUGUCUGUUGUCUGGAUCACUUCCCAUGACUCUCUCCUGGAUCAAGGACGGUCAUGAGCUCACAGAAGACGAGCACGUUAAGAUGUCCUAUGAAACCAAAAGUGCCGUGUUGAAUUUGAAAAAUGCUCAGUUAACACACGGCGGGAAAUAUGUGUGUCAGGCCCAGAACAAAGCCGGGACCCAGAGAUGUGCCGCUGUGCUCGUAGUGACAGAGCCAGCAAAUAUUUCAGAACAUGCAAAGUCCAUCAGUGUAACAGAGGGCGACCCGGCCCGGCUUGAAUGCAGAUUCUCAGGCACCAAACCGCUCAAGUCCAGAUGGAUGAAGGCGGGAAAGGAGCUGACGUCGGGCCGGAGAUACAAAGUACAGAGCGCCGACAGAAGCUCUGUACUCCAGAUUAUUAAAGUAGAGCAAAGCGACAGCGGUGAAUACACCUUUGAAGUCUCAAACAAUGCUGGGUGCAGUUCUUGUGAGGCAGCCAUUUCUGUCUUAGAUCAGAUUAUCAAACCGUCUUUUACGAGAAAGCUGAAGCAGACGGAAGGUAUCAAAGGAUCAUUUGCUCAUCUGGAGUGUCUGGUAUCCGGCUCCUUGCCGAUAACCAUACAAUGGUACAAAGAUGAGAAAGAGAUCCAGACUGAUGAGAAACACAAAUGCACUUUCUUUGAGAAUGUUGCUUUCCUGGAAAUCUCUAAUCUUGACAGUAAAGACAGCGGCAGCUAUACCUGCAUCGCUAAAAACAAAGCAGGAACCGUCCAGUGCUCUGGGAACGUGUUUGUCAAAGAACCACCAUGCAUUCUUGAAAAGCCUGAUUCCAUGAAUGUCUUGCCUGGCUCCAAAGUCCAGUUGAACGUACUAGUCUCUGGCACGCCGCCACUGACCACCAAAUGGUUUAAAAACAAGAAAGAGAUUUUAUCCAGUGCCGACUGCUCUGUGGUCAAAGACAACACCUCGAGCUCUCUGGAGCUCUUCUUUGCUAAAACCUCUGAUUCUGGAGACUAUGUCUGUGAAAUCCAGAACGAUGUGGGCUCCACUUCAUGCCAGGCAACGCUCUUUGUCAAAGAACCUCCUUUCUUCAUGGAGAAACCUGAAGGUGUUUCAGUAGUAAAGGUCGGAGACAGCAAGGUGUUUGAGUGCAAGGUUGCUGGUUCUCCAGAGAUCUCUGUGCGUUGGUUCAGAGACGGAGCUGAGAUUCACCAAAGUGACAAACACAUGAUGUCGUUCAUGAACUCUGUGGCCAACUUAGAGGUUUGUCAAGUCGGUGGAAAUGACAGCGGGAAAUACUUCUGCGAAGUCUGCAACGAAGCAGGAACAGAGAGUUGUACUGUUGAGCUAGAAGUGAAAGAGCCUCCUUUGUUCGCUGAAGAGCUGACGGCUCUCCAAGUCGUUGAAGGUUCCACCGCAUCAUUCUCUUCCAAAGUGGCAGGAAGUGCUCCGUUCAAGGUCACAUGGUUCAAAGAUAAAAAGCCAAUCAAAUCCAGCAAAAAGCAUCUUGUUGAAAGUGAACAUGUGAGCUUGAAAAUCCAGGACUGUAAAGUGGGAGAUGUUGGUACUUAUGAGUGCGUGGUAGCCAACGAGGUGGGAAGUUGUACUGGCUUUGCAUCUUUGUCUCUGAAAGUUCCUCCAACGUUUGUUCAGAAGAUAGAAAAUGUCUCAUCUGUUCUGGGAGCUGUUGCGGUCUUUCGCUGCUCCGUAGAAGGGUCUCUGCCUCUUUCUGUACAGUGGCAAAAAGACGAGAACUGGAUCACUGAAGAUCCAAAAGUUGAGAGAACGUUUGAGAACAAAGAGGCAACUCUCAGGAUUCCUUCCUGUGAGGCGACGCACAGGGGGAAAUACACCUGCCAGGUGGUAAAUGAGGCCGGGCAGGACAAAUGCACUGCCACCCUCGUAGUGCAAGAACCACCUAGGAUCCAAGAGAUGAUGGAAGUAGUCAAAAUGACCCGUGGAGACCCGGUUAGUCUCGAGUGCAGGCUAACUGGAUCUUCUCAGAUCAGGGUGAGAUGGACUAAAGAUGGCAAAGAGCUCCAGUCGAGCAGAAAACAUCAUCUCUGCUACGAGAACAACCUCAGCAGUCUGAACAUAAAGUCCUCUCAGACCGAGGACAGCGGAGAGUACCUGUUUGAAGCCACAAACUCUGUGGGGACUUGCAGCUGUAAAGUCACGCUGGUUGUUUUAGAAGAAGUAAUUCCUCCGACGUUCAGUCGGAAGUUAACAAACAUUCAAGCGAUUAUGGGUUCAGUGGUGACCAUGGAGUGCAAAGUGUCCGGUUCUCUUCCAAUAUCAGUUGAAUGGAGCAAAGGGAAAGAAAAGAUCACCAAGAGCUCCAAAUAUGAACUUGUGCACAUUGAGAACUCCGUCUCUCUGGAGUUCAAACUGACUGAGGGUUGUGAUACCGGAGAAUACUCCUGUAAGGUCUCCAACGCAGCAGGCAGCUGUGUGUGCAGUGGAGUUCUCACAGCUAAAGUGCCACCGAGAUUCGUAUCGGAGCCCGAGUCUCAGGCUGCUGUUCAGAAGUCUGCUGUGCUCUUCAGAAGUGUCUUUGAAGGAACGUCCCCAUUUGUGGUGAAGUGGUUCAAGGAUGACGUGGAACUCAUCACGGGGCCGUCAUGUACGAUCCAACUGAAGGAAUAUUCUUCCUCUGUAGAGCUCCACUCAGUCGGGACUCGGCAAUGUGGAAUUUAUUCGUGCCAAGUUUGCAACGAAGCCGGCGAAGUGAAAAGUGCAGCAGAGUUGUUGGUGAAAGAACCACCUCAGUUUAUCCAGAGACUUCCUCCCACUACCUUUGUGAAGAUCUGUGAGGGACACCGCUUUGAAUGCAAAGCCACCGCCGCACACUCCCUCAAUAUGUGCUGGUACAAAAAUGACCAAAAGAUAAGCGACGGAGACAACUACAAAACAAUGUUUGUUGACUCAACUGCGUACCUCCAGCUGAACUCCUCAAGGUUUGAGGAUAAUGGCGUCUACACCUGUGAGGCUCAUAACGAUGGUGGCAGUGCGAUCUGCAGCACCGUUCUCACAGUUCAAGAGUCCCCGUCCUUUAUUAAAACUCCAAGUCCAGUAGAGGGCAUUAAAGGGAAAGAUGCCAGCCUACACUGUGAGGUGUCCGGCACUCAGCCUUUCCAGAUUAACUGGUACAAAGACAAUCGGCCGCUGAAGGAGAGCAGGAAGUAUAAGAUGGUCAGUGAUGGUAGCUCUGUCACACUUCACAUUAUGAAACUGGAGCAAGACGACGCAGGUCUUUAUGAGUGCAGAGUGUCAAACAACGUGGGAAGUGGAACCUGUCGCUCUACUGUUAGCCUAAAAGAACAACCAGCGUUUGUCAAGAAACUGUCCGACGCGUCGGUGACCUUCGGUCAACAGCUGACGCUGACGGCUACGGUGAAAGGCUCCGAGCCUCUGACUGUGUCCUGGGUUCAGGACAAGGAUCACAUCCUCAGAGAUGGUGACAACAGGAAGAUCACCUUUGAGAAUAACAUGGUCACCCUCAUGGUGCCCGGAGCCGACUCCACCACAGCUGGUAGAUACACCUGCCAGCUGAGGAACGACUCUGGAGUCGUGGAGUCUGUCUCCCAAGUCACCGUUCUAGAACCCGCUGCUAUUGUGGAUAGCCCCGAGUCCUUGAACGUGAAGUCAGGAGAAAACACAGCUCUUGACAUCACGGUGUCUGGUUCACGAGAACUGAAGAUGAAGUGGUUCAAGGAUAACAAAGCACUGUCUACUGGUGCCAAGUACCAGAUGUCCUUCACAAAGAAGGUUGCCUCCCUGAAAAUCCGCUCUGCUGAUAAAGCAGACGCUGGAGAAUACAAGCUCGUGGUUACAAACCAUGUCGGCACAGCCACUUGCAAAACUACGCUCUCUGUCUCAGACAAGUUGAUUCCUCCGAGUUUCAUAAGGAAGCUGAGAGACACCCACCUGGUUGUUGGUAAGCCUGGUGAGAUGGAGUGUAAGGUCACCGGCUCUGCUCCUUUAACAACCUCCUGGUUCCACAACGGCCAGGAGAUCCAGAGUGGACCAAACUGUGACAUUAGCUGCACUGAUAAUAACUGCAAACUGAGAGUUCCAACAAUCAGGAUGUCAGAUUCUGGCAAAUACACAUGUAAAGCUGCAAACGCUGCAGGAGCCAGUGAGACGAGCGCUCCAAUGAACGUGACAGAACCUCCAUCUUUCGUGGAAACACCUGAAGCAAAGGAAACUUUGCCCGGCAAAAGCGUGUCUUUCUCGGCUAAAGUGAAGGGCAGUGCCCCCCUGAAAGUAAAAUGGUUCAGGGGAGCCAAGGAAAUGCAGCACGGAAGAGGCUGCGAGAUCGCCCUGAAAGACGACGUCACCACUUUGGUGCUUCACAAAGUGGAAAAGUCCCACGCAGGAGAGUACACCUGCCAGAUUAUUAACGGUGCGGGGAAGGAGAGCUGCCCCGUUAACCUGUUUGUCAAAGAACCAGUCCACUUUGUGAAGAAGCUGAGGGACGUUUCCUCUGAGAAGGGGAAGUCUCUCAGGCUUGAGGUCACGUUUGCUGGAACCCCCCAGGUCAAUGUAACCUGGAAGAAGGACGGUAACUUCAUCUGGGCCUCAUACCAGUACAACGUGAUCAUCACAGACGCCUCCUGCAUCCUGGAGGUUCUUAACUCUGACAGGAUGGAGGCAGCCGGUAGAUACUCUUGUGAAGUGAACAACGGAGUCGGAAGUGACAGAUGCGAAGCACAAGUGUCAAUUCUAGAGCGACCUUCCUUUGUUGAGAAGAUGGAGCCAGUGGAGGUCAGUGUGGGCGACGCGGUUACUCUGAAAUGCCGUAUUUCAGGGACUCCCGACAUCUCCGUAGCUUGGUUUAAAUCUGACGGAAAGCUGCGCAAGUCCAACACUUGCUCAAUGGACUUCAGUAACGGUGUCGCCACUUUGAAACUGACCAAAACAACUAAGUCCGAUUACGGAGAAUACAUCUGCAAGGCAGAGAACCGGGGCGGUUCAGCCUCUGCCAGCUGUGACGUGGCGCUGAAAGAGCACAAAGUGCCUCCAAACUUUACCAAGAAGCCGUCCGAGUCCAUGAUGGACUCUGUGGGUAAGACGGUGAAGAUGGAGGGUCGGGUGUCCGGCUCCCAGCCGCUGGAGGUCACCUGGUACAAAGAAGACCAGGAAAUCUUCAGCACCAACAAGUUCGACGUGAGCUUCAAGAACAACUUGGCGGUGCUGAGCGUCAGAGCCUCCAGCAGCUCUGACGGAGGGGUUUACACCUGCAAGGCAACCAACGAAGCUGGAGAAGCUUCCUGUCAGGUUUCUCUCUCCAUCGCAGAAACCGCCCAGGCUCCAAAGUUCGACAUCACUCUGGAGCCGGUGACGGCGAGCGAGGACGAGAAGAUGAGCCUGAAAUGCGUCGUCAGCGGCUCUCCUCCUCUGACCAUCCAGUGGAUGAAGGACAGGAGGGAGCUGAAGUCCGGCGGGAACACCACUAUCACAUUUGUCGGCGGGUCGGCGUGCCUGGAGCUCAGCCCGGUGUCCAAGAGCGACGGAGGGGAUUACCUCUGCAAGGCCAGCAACGCCGCCGGCAGCAACUUCUGCAAGUCCAGGGUCACGGUGAAAGGUAAAGAAGCCAAAGUCUCCCCCAGUGAGGCUGCCGCCCCGGCUGCUGCCGCUGCCGCCCCCCCGGCCGCUGCCGCCCCCCCGGCCACCGCUGCCGCCCCCCGGGCCGCCACCUCCCCGGCCGCUGCUCCC
Anarrhichthys ocellatus (wolf-eel) is the source of this 22707-nucleotide messenger RNA. RefSeq names its product titin-like. The transcript has 72 exons. The record is from RefSeq and is a predicted model, not a curated record. The annotation marks the transcript as partial. Gene Ontology annotation, molecular function: protein kinase activity. NCBI's taxonomy places the organism in Eukaryota, Metazoa, Chordata, Actinopteri, Perciformes, Anarhichadidae.